Solea solea (common sole) is the source of this 1205-nucleotide messenger RNA. Its product is annotated as mesenteric estrogen-dependent adipogenesis protein-like. Bases 34 to 699 code for a protein of 221 amino acids. The transcript has 5 exons. Lineage: Eukaryota; Metazoa; Chordata; Actinopteri; Pleuronectiformes; Soleidae. The record is from RefSeq and is a predicted model, not a curated record.
CGUCUGCGUUUCAUUCACAGGCUGCGACUGAAGAUGAAACAACAACAACAACAACAACAACAACAAAACAACAUGACUUCAGACAAAGUGUCGCACAGCAGGAGGGUGGAGGUGACGGAGCUGGAGCAGUUUUUGACCGAGCCUCCGGCUGGUUUCUCCGUGGAGCCUCUCAGCGGAGCCGGUUAUCGUGUCCACAGUGACCCGGAGAGGAACCUGGUCCUCAUCGAUGACUGUCAGUCCUGCAGAGGGACCGUUGUUUUCCACAAGUCACCGGGAAGGAGCGUUAAGAUGCAGAACUUGUGGGAGUACACCAGCACGAGGAAGAGCCUGUUGUCUAAGUGGAUCUACGUGCUGACGUCCGCCUGCGACAAGAAGUCGACCGAUGAGUUCACAGUGCUGAAGCAAUAUGUGGUGGCCAUUGACGGCAGCGAUCCUCUGAUCAAGUGGCAGAUGGAGCGAGGCCUGGACUGGACCAUCUCGUCUGUGGCCGGGGAAAGCUACAGGGUGGAUAUCGACUUGACUGAAGCCGUGGAGAGCUGGGCAGCAAAAAACAUCAACGUCAACACGGACGAUCUGAUGCAAGUUGAACCCGUGUGGAGAGACGUCUCCUUCACCCUCAAAUACUACUCUGACGCCCUCUUUGAUUUCCCACACUGGUUCGGCUUCAGCAAGAGAACCUUUAAGCUGAGACUGACGUGAGGAAAAAAAACCUGGAAACUGGAUCUGCUUCCUCGAGGGAAAAAAGUGGAGCAGUGGAGGAGUUUCCUGAUGAUCGAGAGACAAAAUGGUUUUGAUACCAACGUGACACGUCGGUGAAGGACCGACCGUCUUCUGGAGAAGAUGCUGGACAUCUUCUUGUGCUCAGUGGAUGGAAACUACUGACAGUGACAAAGGAGGGAUGUCACAAUGACAUGAAGAUGAAUUUUAAUGAGGUGGAAGUAGGUUUUUUUUGUGUGUACUUUUUAAAAUGUGUAAUGUCUAUGUUUUAAAUCACAUCUUUUACUGAGUAAAAAAAAGAAUGUCGGCUUUAAUUAAAAUAAAUAAUAAAUAAAAUAAAAUUCACACAGUGGAAACUUUGGCAGUGAAUGAUGAGGUCUGAGUGUUUUUAAGGAAUUAAAGCAAGUUUCUUGAUUGUUUCAGCUACUUAAAUGUGAACCUUUUCUGGUUUCUUUGCUCCGUAUAAUAAAGAAAUCAUUCAAACUGAA